Pelobates fuscus (common spadefoot toad) is the source of this 2047-nucleotide messenger RNA. It is a transcript of the gene INTS11, whose product is annotated as integrator complex subunit 11. Gene Ontology annotation, biological process: snRNA processing. Gene Ontology annotation, molecular function: RNA endonuclease activity. The record is from RefSeq and is a predicted model, not a curated record. Gene Ontology annotation, cellular component: nucleus. Lineage: Eukaryota; Metazoa; Chordata; Amphibia; Anura; Pelobatidae. The coding region runs from base 107 to 1906 and encodes 599 amino acids. The transcript is spliced from 18 exons.
CGAUGUCCGCAGUGAGUGUCAUGGCGCUGCCCGGGGUGCAGUUGUUGCUGGUGGCUGUAUUAUUUGAGCAUCUGUGAACCUGCCACAGAAUCUACUUAAACACAGGAUGCCUGAAAUCAAGGUUACCCCUUUAGGUGCUGGUCAGGAUGUCGGACGCAGCUGUAUACUGGUGUCCAUUAGAGGCAAAAAUAUAAUGCUGGACUGUGGCAUGCACAUGGGAUUCAAUGAUGAUCGUCGCUUCCCUGACUUCACAUACAUCACACAGAAUGGACGCCUCACAGAUUUACUGGAUUGUGUAAUAAUCAGCCAUUUUCAUUUGGAUCAUUGUGGAGCUCUGCCUUACAUGAGUGAAAUGGUUGGCUUUGAUGGCCCCAUUUACAUGACUCACCCUACUAAAGCAAUAUGCCCCAUCCUCUUAGAAGAUUACAGGAAGAUUACUGUAGACAAGAAAGGGGAGACCAACUUUUUCACAUCACAGAUGAUCAAAGAUUGCAUGAAGAAAGUUGUGGCUGUAAAUCUUCAUCAGACUGUACAGGUGGACGAUGAGCUAGAAAUAAAGGCGUACUAUGCUGGGCAUGUUUUAGGAGCUGCCAUGUUUCAGAUCAAAGUGGGGUCAGAGUCUGUGGUUUAUACUGGUGAUUACAACAUGACUCCAGAUCGACAUUUGGGAGCUGCUUGGAUUGACAAGUGCCGUCCUGAUUUGCUUAUAUCAGAGUCCACUUAUGCAACAACGAUCAGAGACUCUAAGCGUUGCCGUGAACGAGACUUCUUGAAGAAGGUCCAUGAAACCGUGGAAAAGGGAGGAAAGGUUCUCAUUCCUGUAUUCGCUCUAGGACGUGCUCAGGAACUCUGCAUCUUACUGGAAACCUUCUGGGAGCGGAUGAACCUGAAAGCCCCAAUUUACUUCUCUACAGGCCUAACCGAGAAAGCAAACCAUUACUACAAACUCUUCAUCACUUGGACCAACCAGAAGAUUAGGAAAACGUUUGUACAGAGGAACAUGUUUGAAUUUAAGCACAUAAAGGCUUUUGACAGGGCUUUUGCCGACAACCCAGGUCCAAUGGUGGUGUUUGCAACCCCAGGAAUGCUGCAUGCUGGUCAGUCCCUGCAAAUCUUCCGCAAAUGGGCAGGAAAUGAAAAAAACAUGGUGAUUAUGCCUGGUUAUUGCGUACAAGGCACAGUGGGUCAUAAAAUCCUCAGUGGUCAACGCAAGUUAGAAAUGGAAGGCAGGCAGACGCUGGAAGUUAAAAUGCAGGUGGAAUACAUGUCCUUCAGUGCCCACGCUGAUGCUAAAGGAAUUAUGCAGCUGAUUCGUCAGGCAGAACCACAGAAUGUGCUACUGGUACACGGAGAGGCCAAAAAGAUGGAGUUUCUGAAACAGAAAAUAGAGCAAGAGUUUCGAAUUACAUGUUUCAUGCCAUGCAAUGGAGAGACCUCCACCAUCAGCACAAACCCAAACAUACCAGUGGAUAUCUCUUUGAACCUCCUGAAAGAGAGUGCACAGAGCUUUGGACCAGACUGCAAGAAACCUAGACUGAUGCAUGGGAUGCUUAUAAUGAAGGAUAAUACUUUGCGCCUAGUUUCACCGGAGCAGGCUCUGAAAGAGAUUGGCAUCGGGGAGCACCAGCUUCGAUUCACCUGCAGAUUGCACAUUCAAGAUGCACACAAAGAACCAGAGACUGUAACGCGGAUAUAUACUCAUCUAAAAAGUGUACUUAAAGAUCGAAAUGUACAGCAGCUGCCUGAUGGAUCUAUCAUGGUGGAAUCUAUUCUUCUUCAAGUGUCAACUCACUCAGAUGAUUCAGCAACAAAGGUUCUCCUUAUAUCCUGGACCUAUCAGGAUGAAGAGCUGGGGAGUUUUCUAACCUCCCUACUGAAGAAAGGCCUUCCCCAAGGAACAAGUUAGUCUACUCCUGGUCUACUAAAACAGAAACCUGCAAUGUGCUCUGGCGGCUUUUCAGCUCCUGUAGUUCUCAGGAAUCCAUGUCUGUGUCUUGGACCGUAUCUAGCCUCACAUCAGCUAAUAUACAAGAUGCUACGGUGGUUA